AUGAUUUAUCUUCAAACGAUUCGUAACUUUCCUAAAAAAAUUUUCUCAAAGAAAAGUAAAAAUGGUCCUGAGAGGGUCUCAAAAAUUGACGAUCUUUCCUUUUUGGCUAAACAAAGUUGGGGAAACAAUUUCUCCGCUCCAAUAAGCCCAAGACUGGAGAGUGGUGCUAAUGUAUUGGAUGUGGGUUGUGGUACAGGUAUGUGGGUCUGUGAAAUGGCCUCGGAAUAUAAAAAAUCGAAUUUUACUGGUAUUGAUGAAGAAGGCUAUUAUCCGACUGCAACAAUGCCCUCUAAUGCUUCCUUUUCUUACGCGUCUUCAUUGAAGCAAAUCGAAAAAACUUUUGAUUACGUCCAUUACUGUAUAAUUAAAGAAGAUCCUCAUGAUUGGACAGUCAUCGUUAAGGAAUUCAGGCGUGUUACUGAGAUAGAUGGAUGGGUCGAAUUGCUUGUUAGUGGCACUGGACAUAGGGUAAAGGAAAUUUUGAGUAAAGCGCAUUUUGCUAAUUUACAGAUUGACCAUCAACCAAUUUUCGGUACUACUAAA
Messenger RNA from Ambispora leptoticha, 543 nucleotides. NCBI's taxonomy places the organism in Eukaryota, Fungi, Glomeromycota, Glomeromycetes, Archaeosporales, Ambisporaceae. The record is from the annotation of a GenBank genome assembly.